Messenger RNA from Xenopus laevis (African clawed frog), 2232 nucleotides. RefSeq names its product extracellular matrix protein 1 (gene ecm1.L). The record is from RefSeq and is a predicted model, not a curated record. The transcript is spliced from 7 exons. The coding region runs from base 85 to 1446 and encodes 453 amino acids. NCBI's taxonomy places the organism in Eukaryota, Metazoa, Chordata, Amphibia, Anura, Pipidae.
CUGGGGCUGAUAUAGGCUGGGAAAUCCCAACAGUGCAAACACACAUUCAGGAGCUGGGAAGGGAAUCAUAACAGAGCCGUGACAAUGAACUGCUGCUUGCUGUGGAUCUUGCCCCUACUACUACUGUCAGGGAUAUGCCUGGCGCACAGAGGUCAGGAGCAGAGGCAAAUUAGCCUAGAAUUUCCAUUCCCAUAUCAAGAACAAAUCCAAGUUGCACCUCCUAGACCAGGACCACGGGGGAGAAGGCCUACAGCCCCUUGCAGUCAGGGUGAAGCAUGUCCUCUGCCUGAUCUCAUCUCACCAUUGAGCAACAACUUAAAUGAUUUCCCUCCCGGCCACCCAAGUAGCAGCAAUAUUGCUAAUAUCUGCAACAAGAAUCGACCCAAAACCAACUAUGGGUUCCACAACCUUCCUCAGACUGGGUUCUCCCAUCUUACCCGCCAAGGACAGGUUAUAAAUGCAGUAGAAGAAGGUUAUGAGCUGUGCUGUGCUAAGGAAAACAAACUGCACUGUGCAGAGGAACUGUGGAAGAAUGCCCUAGAGGACUUUUGCCUGGAAGAAUUUUCAAUCAAAACAUCCCACUAUCACUGCUGCAAGAAGAAAGGGAAAGCAAAGGAAGCUUGCUUCAAAACCGAUGCUCCAAAUCCCAGUUACAGCUUUGCUAUGGGGCAAGAAUCUGGCAGUGCUGAUGUUCCCAAAGUGGGUCGAGCCAGAAGCCUGGGACAGUGUCCCCCCUCUUCUCCUCACUGCCACAGGGAGCCAAAGUACAAACUGCCUGAUUUGUCCUUCCCGCCCGGAGAACCCAAGGCCAGCAACAUCCAGAAUAUCUGCAAGCUGAGGAAGCUGAGGCCUACUUACAGCAAGUCCGAGCUGCCCACAAGUGGAUUUGGCCAUUUUAUACGUCAAGCAAAGACCAUUAACCGACUAGAGAACAAGUACAAGAAGUGCUGCAAGGAUGAAAAUGUUGCGUGUGCACAUAUUGCUUGGGAGAAGGAACUGGGCGAGUUCUGCACCCAGGAGCAUGAGGUCUUCACAAAGCCGUACGAAUGCUGCAAGGAAAGAGUCAAUAUGUUCAGCUGCUUCGCCAGCAACGCGCCCUACCCAGAGUACGACAAAGAAGUAGAACAGAUUAACCUCAGUGAUAUCACAACGGCCAACCUGCAGAAGCUUUGUGGGGACAUCAAGGUUCUGACAAAACAAAAACAAAUCCCCCUACUUGUGUCUGAACUCCGGGAAUCCUGUUGUAAUACCCCAGUGGAGGAAAUGAUGGUGUGCGCGGAUGAUCAGAAGUUGGCAUUUAUUGAGGCUGUGUGUGGUGCCAAGAAAGACUUGUGGAAAGACUCUCACGGCUGCUGCAAAAAGAAGGAUCAGGAAAGAGUUGAUUGCUUUGGACAUCACUUGCAGAAUGUCCAGGUGGCUGUGUCUCACCGAAAAGACCAAGUGUAGGGGCUUCUUAUGCAAAUUCCUGAACUUUUAUAGCCAUGGUUUAUGGCCUUUUUAAGAGCAUAUUCUGCCACUAGGGGGCACCACUGCCUUGGAUUAAGAGAAGGGUGGAUGAAGAGAUUGUACAGUCUUUUACUACUAUCAAUUAAUCCGCUUUAGACUUUCUAUUUAGAAGUUAUUGCAUGGGACUUGCACAUUAUUCAUUGCUUCGUACCCUCUUAUAAUCAGCUGUAGGGCAUGAACUAAGGGGCUACAAAGCUCCCACUAGUGCGAUGAAACAAGGUCUCAUGGUAAAUCCAAGGGCACCAAGCAGGGAUUUUUAACUGCACCACAGGGGAAGCAAAGUGUCAUACAUCAAGUUUCAGAGCAAUAUAUCUGUUUGUUAAUAUGAAUUAUAAACUGCUCAGAAACCUUCACUGGUUGUAGUACUUUCACAUUUCCCUUAUUUAACUGUAAAAUAUAAACAUGACAAAGCACCAAAGAUUCAUGAAAUGGCCGUAGAUGAGAGAUUUGAAAUUGUAUUUCCUGUUUGUUGCCAGAACAAAAUGGUGGCAGGAAGUUGCUCCUUCUUGUAGCACAUUGGCCACAACAAAACAAAGCAGUUUGCAGCUGACAGAAUUCAAAUAUCAAAUGUCUGAACUCCUAGAGUUAUUAAACUUAUGGCUUAUGAGGAUUUCAAUAUAUAUUGAGGGGAAACUUAUCCAGUACUUUUUUUGUAUAUAAUUGCAGCUUAGAAAUACAACAAGAGUUUUGUUAAAGCAUCAAUAAAAGUAUUUACAGUACAAUUGA